UUCCCCUGAAAGGACUGAAGACGCUCGGACACAUAAUGCUCCACCAGGGUCAAUAAUUAGAGCAGACGACAGAUACUACUGACCAGUCAACUAGUCCGAGAGCAAAGCUGGGAAACAGUUCUUUUUCUUUAUUGUAAAUAUAGGACUGAAAAAGAGAAAGAGAGAGAGAGAGAAACGGGAGUGUGAGAGCUCCUCCUUUGGUGCGAGAGAGAGAGAGAGAGAGAGAGAGAGAAGCGCUGGCUGAUUUAGUCUCUACGUCAGAGGGACGAUGGUUGCAGGCUGGUAAAAAUGGCCGCUCUCUCCGAGGACGGGAGAUACGGACUCAAUUGCGGCCGCAAUGCCGACAGAAUCACCGUUUUGCACGUAAAACUCACCGAGACGGCCAUACGAGCGCUAGAAAACUACCAAAACUGUAAGAAUGUACCGUCCUCACAGCCAACAAUACAUUUCCAAGGACUGCAAGGGCGCAUCAAGAUUCCAAAGUCUGACGUCUCGGAUGGAUCUCAUAUCUUCGAUUUCUACCUGUCCAAUGUCGGCAAGGACAAUCCUCAGGGAAGCUUUGAAUGCAUUGAGCAGCAUGUGUCCAGCUCCGGCGUCCCCCGCUUGUCCUCUCUGGGGGCGAUCCAGGACAAAAUCACGGUGUGCGCCACCAACGAUUCCUACCAGGUGACCAGAGAGCGCAUGACGCAGGCCGAGGAGGACACGCGCAGGAAGGGCACCAAGGUCAUCAAACCCGGAGGGCAAUUCAGAGGUACAAAGGUGCAGAUCCGAAAGCCAGCUCCCUCCGCCCCCGACCCGGUCCCAGAGAGGAAACGGUCGACCCCCAUGAACCCAGCCAACACCAUCCGCAAGUGCCUUACCAACAACCCAGUAUCCCAGCGGCCAUACCGGGAGCGCAUCAUCCACCUGCUGGCUCUGCGCUCCUACAAGAAGCUGGAGGUCUUGGCCAGGCUGCAGCGAGACGGGAUCAGCCAAAAGGACCGCAACUCGCUGGGGAGCACCUUACAGCAGGUUGCAAAUCUGAACCCAAAGGAUAACUCGUACUCCUUAAAGGACUUCAUUUACCGUGAGGUCCACAGAGACUGGCCCGGCUACUCGGAGGAUGAGCGUGUUCAGGUGGACCGGAUCUUGGCUCGUAAACUGGGCCUGCCUGCAGAUUCACUCUCAUCCAGCAGUUCUCCAAAAGAACCAACAUCACCACAGAAGCGCCAGCCUCAGGGUGACUUCAUCGACCCUCUGAUGUCCAAAAAACCCCGUAUCUCCCACCUCAGCAGCCGAGGAGCUCAUGGCUCGUCGGAUCGCCGCCCGCCUACAGAAACCGAAGAGAAGAGACCAGCUCCUCCAGUGAAUGCAGCCUGCCCGGGUCCUUCGUCCCAGCCUCCAGUGUCCCACCCUCCCUCUGGUUCGAACUCCAACUCGCCCAGCACACCCGAGGGCCGCGGAACCCAGGACCUGCCCCUGGACCAGAGCUCCACAUGCGGGGAGGAGACGGAACGCUACGCUCCCCGCUCCCUCACUCCCAGCACCACCUUUCUCCCACCUUCUGCCACAUCCCCAGCAGCCAACAGUAGCAAAAAGCCCAAAAAGAAGUCAAAGAAGCACAAAGACAAGGAGCGGGAAAGGAGAGGAGACGACGAGAGCGUGCGGCACAGGGAGGUCCAGGCCGAGAAGGAGGAAAGGCCGAGAAAGAGACACCGCACCGAGGCAGAGACGCACUCGCCGUCCAACGUGAACAGCCCUUCAGAUGCAGAACUGCACAGAGAAGAGAGAACAAGCAAACCUGAGCUUACUGAACUAUCCACCCCGGUGAUACCUGAUUAUAUAGCUAAAUACACUGCGGUAGUGUCUACGGAUCAGCGGCAGCGCUACAAGGACGACUUUAAUGCCGAGUACGAUGAAUAUCGCACUCUUCAUGCUCGUGUGGAGAACAUCACAAGGCGCUUCACACAGCUGGACACUCAGUGCCGACGCCUGCUACCCGGAACCAAAGAGUACCAGGAGGUGCACGAAGAGGUGCUUCAAGAAUACAAGAAAGUCAAACAACACAACCCGAAUUACCACGAAGAGAAGCAGCGCUGUGAGUACCUGCACAACAAGCUGGCCCACAUCAAGAGGCUCAUUGCUGACUUUGACCAGCGGAGGGCGCAGUCCUGGCGUUAAGUGGUGGGGACCCCAGCAGCCAAUCAGAGCUCUUCUCAGCCUAAAAGACCACAGCCAAUGGCAGCCAGGGGAUCAGACAGCCUGAAGUGUUUCGUUUUCUCCCCCCCCUUCCCUCCCUUCUCCUUGUAUUUUCCCCGUAUCUGAUCUGUUCCUUAUUCUCCAUUUAUUAAGUCAACAUUUCAUUACCCCCCCCCCUUCCCUUCUGUCCUUUCCUGUUGUUCCUUCUGACCACUGCCUCCACUGUUUAAGAAAGGAGAGCCACUCUUCCUGCUAGUGAUGUCAAGCAUGUCCAGGAGGAUAACUCUUCGUAUAUAUAUGGUUUUUUUUUUUUUUUUUUUUUUUGAACAGACUUUAAAAGGAAAAAAACAAAGAGAAUUAAACAUUUUUCAAAGCAAAGAAAAUACUAUAUAUAUAGCUACCUGUAUUUAAAAGAGAAAAAAACAAAGGAAGAUCUAUUUAUUUUGAAUGGAAGGAGAAGAUGGAGUUCCACGGAUGAUUAUAAGGUUUAGUUUCUUUUCUGGAUGCAAACGCAUUGCCGGGGGCCUUACAAUAUACAGUGUCUAUAUGACUUCCUAAAGCCUUUUGCACAGGGGCAGCUGAGCCAGUGCGUAUUUAAAAAAAAAAAAAAAAAAAAAAAAAUAUGGGAGGGGGGGGGGUUGAAAUAGAGGGUACAUGGUGAAAAGGGGAGCCAGGAGCUAUAAGAUUCCCUUCCUCUCGGGACCCUGCCUUGAGCAGCAGCAGUAUUCUCUCGCUCGCCGUGCAAAUGGUGCCUUAACGUGUUCGUUUACACAAAAGGAUGUGGAGUCCGACUGUGUUCCAGGGGCCCGGAGCAGAAGAAACGACUGUGACCUAGCGACAAAGUUCAGACACACAUCCGUGGAAGGUGUGUGUGUGAUUUAUUUUUAUUUCUUCUUUUUUUCCUGUGCGUGUGUGUGUAGCGCCGCUCACGUUCGUGAGACGACGGAAAAUAGUCGACAGCUCGUCAGUGUUUGUUUUGGAGAGUGUGUGCAAGAGCGAUCAAGGUGUGUGUGUGAGAGAGAGAGUGUUUUGUUUUUUUCCUUAGAGUUCAUGAGGGGAGGGUUGGGCUUGUGAGAGUAGGGGGGGUGGAUAAAAGAAAUAAAAAUGGGGGGGGGGGUGUAAAAAAAAAAAAAAUAGAAAAUGGAAAACCAAAAAAAGCUGCUAUGGCCUUUGAACCGCCAGAGCAUUGGUGAUCAACCUGGCUCAUGUUACAUUGUUCUUAACCUUAAAUGAUAAGGACAGAGGAGUGUGUGUGUGUGUGUACACACGUGUUCUCUCCACAGCACCAGACAAACACAAAGAACACAGUUCUCUCUCUCAUUUUUUUUUUCUUCCUAAAAAGAAGAGCAGAAGUACCAGAGCCAUACCUUAUAUUACUAUCAAUUUCAAUUGUAUUCUUCUUAAUUAUUCCAUAAGUUUCAAAACAUUAGUUAUUUAUAAAUAAUGACUAGCAUGCUGUUUUUUUGUUUUGUUUUUUUUCCUUUUUUUAAAAAAAAAAAAAAUUCAGGAGGAAAGAAUUUUGCAGAUUUACUUUUUGACGUACGCAAAUUAUGUAUGGUGAUCUGAUCUGAAGAGCGAGUCUUAUUUUCAUGAGGGGGAGAGAGGGGAAAAAAAAAAAGAGAAAGAUGGUUUAAGGGAAACUUUGUUUACAAAACCUGUGUUUGAAUAUUUUUUUUUCUUGCAGGGGGGGAUAGAAUCUAUUGUUUUGGUGAUUUUUUUUUUUUGAAAUAAACUGCAUCUUAUUGAUCUAGCUUAUUUCUGUACGAUGAUGCGCAAUGAGUUUCCUUAAAGAAAGUGCUAGCAUCGCAGUUCGUCACGCUCUGUUCCCUUCUCGCCUUUUUUUUUUUUUUUUUUUUAAAUCCGAAACAAGGAAUAAAAAUGCAGAAAUAGUCUGAAGGGGAAACGCACUGUCUGUCGGAUUAUUGCAGAUGAGAACAUUCAAACCCUACAGAGAUAUAUAUGCAAAGUCUUAGUGGA
Molecule: messenger RNA, 4155 nt
Organism: Hemibagrus wyckioides
Lineage: Eukaryota; Metazoa; Chordata; Actinopteri; Siluriformes; Bagridae
Gene: ell2
Product: elongation factor for RNA polymerase II 2
Exons: 12
Coding region: 289-2160 (623 amino acids)
Biological process (GO): transcription elongation by RNA polymerase II; snRNA transcription by RNA polymerase II; positive regulation of transcription elongation by RNA polymerase II
Cellular component (GO): transcription elongation factor complex
Molecular function (GO): cis-regulatory region sequence-specific DNA binding
Source: RefSeq, a predicted model, not a curated record